Messenger RNA from Myotis daubentonii (Daubenton's bat), 1031 nucleotides. RefSeq names its product exosome complex component RRP4-like. The transcript has a single exon. The coding region runs from base 20 to 511 and encodes 163 amino acids. Lineage: Eukaryota; Metazoa; Chordata; Mammalia; Chiroptera; Vespertilionidae. The record is from RefSeq and is a predicted model, not a curated record.
AUCAAAAGGAGGCCCAAGCAUGAGAGGUUUCUUGCAGGAAGGGGACCUCAUCAGUGCUGAGGUGCAGGCAGUGUUUUCUGACGGAGCUGUUUCCCUGCAAAUGAGGAGCCUGAAAUACGGAAAGCUAGGUCAGGGUGUUUUGGUCCAGGUUUCCCCCUCCCUGGUGAAGCGGCAGAAGACUCACUUCCAUGACUUGUCUUGUGGUGCCUCAGUGAUUCUGGGUAACAAUGGCUUCAUCUGGAUCCGCCCUACACCUGAGCACAAAGAAGAGGAUGCAGGGGGCUUCGUUGCAAACCUGGAGCCUAUCUCCCUUACCGAUCGAGAGGUGAUCUCCCGGCUUCGGAACUGUAUCAUCUCGCUGGUAACUCAGAGGAUGAUGCUGUAUGAUACCAGCAUCCUGUAUUGCUAUGAGGCAUCCCUUCCACAUCAGAUUAAAGACAUCUUAAAGCCAGAAAUAAUGGAAGAAAUUGUGAUGGAAACGCGUCAGAGACUUUUAGAACAGGAGGGCUAGGCAGAAGUGUCUGAAGGACAGGACUGUGCCUGACAGAGCAGCUCUUGAAAGUGAAGAAUCUGAGUUGUAGUUCCGUGUGUGGCUCCGAAACUCAUCAUGGACCUACAUUGGGCUGCCUCCAGACACAGACCUGCUUUCUUCUGUUCAAAGGCGAAACCUGGGAGAGGUGAACUGCGCUGCUGGCCCCUUGGGCUGCCUGCACAUCCCAGCACUUGGCGGGUUUUGUGUCUUUAAAAGUACGCAGUGUUCCAAGUGAACUCCCAUCUGGAAUAAUACGAAGAAUCUUUCCUUUUCUACUUAACCAUCACUUCACAAAGUACAACGCCUCAAGAAGUUGCCUUUACAGCUUGGCUGUACGGCUCAGUGGUUGAGCAUCGACCCAUGAAACAAGAGGUCCCUGGUUUGAUUCCUGGUCAGGGCACAUGUCCAGGUUGCAGAUUGAUCCUCAGUAGAGGGCAUACAGGAGGCAGCCGAUCGAUGUCUCCCUCCCUCAUCAAUGUUUCUGUCUCUCCCUCUCUCU